ACCUUAUAUAUGUACUUGUGGAAAUAAAUAUAUUGUAUAUCAUCAUGAAGCAGGGUUCGAUACAACGCAAGCUGUCAGUGGGCCUUACUAACCCAACAAGAAGAUAGCAACAUCAGGGCUGGUCUUCAUGAGCAUGUGGAAUUUUUUGGAGACCACACUGUUCUGAAAUAUAUUCAGUAUUGAGGUACACCAAUCUGGUCUCAAUAUGCAACCUCAAACUCUUCAGGAACUAUGUUUGGAUGAAGCUUGUUUGAUCCCUACUGAAUCCUACAUAAGGCUGCCUUGGACUUUAAAAGACCAGCUUUUAAAUAAAUUAACCAGAAGAGGCAGGUGUAAUGAUUCCAUUUUCUCGUGGCUCCUUCAUUCUCGUGUGACUGAACUUGAUCUUCAUGAUUGUAUAAUAUCUGAUGCUGCACUAGAAACCCUUGAGGUGGCUAAGAGUUUAAAGGUUUUACAUUUGCCUGAGCCACCAGUUGUUGAUAAUGAUAAUUUUUCUGAAAACUCACUGAUUCGACUAGGAGAAGGAAAACCAAAGUUGAGGAUAGUGGCUCUCAAUGGGCUUUCUGGGGUGACUGAUCGUGUCAUAGGAUCACUGGUGGGCGGUUGUCCUCAGUUACAGGAGCUACAUAUAUCAUCGACAGCUAUUACAAACCAUGCUCUUGCUGCCCUUGCAACUCUGACACAACUAGUCAGCUUAAAUAUUGGUAAAACACAGAUUAGUGAUUUGGGAAUACAGCAGUUAGUAAGCGGAGGAGUUGGUCAUAGUCUGCGUGAACUACGUAUUGAUGGUUGUGCACGUCUUACUGAUGAUAGUAUUGAAUCAAUUUGUAACUGUUGUAGCCACCUUAACAUUCUGUGUUUCCAUCACUGCCCUAGACUGUCAGAGCGUUCUAGAGAACUAGUGGAUGAAUAUAAGGCGUGGAGAAUGAAGCAGCUUACAUGGACUGUGUACUGAUUUGGGUGUAGUAUUGACAACAGAAGAGUAUUAAUCAUCUGUUCUAUCCUUUCUGUCUGCCAGUUAUAGUCAUAUCAGUUUUUUUCUUCACUCUUUCAGUGGCAGAUAAUACUUACAAUCUUCUGAUUUCCACAAAUAUUCAGAUUGCACCUUGACCCACAUGGGUUUAGCACAUCACAGUAUGGGUUCCCAUAUUUGCCAGGUUAAGUUUCUGGAGACUUGCAAUUAUGGAAAAGUCUUUGAAAGUAAUGUAUGCAGUAUGUUCACUGAUAUUGUUGAUGGUGGUCCUAUGGUUCAUGUACUGUGUAGUGGGUUCCACUAACAAUUACUAUGUGGUUUAUGAGUACACUAUGCUAUGGUAAAUUCUAACUGUUGUACUCCUUAUACUUUAUUGUAUUGAGAUACGGUCUUACUGCUGUGCUCACUGUACUAACCUGCAAGUAAUGCAUGUUGAAAUAUCACAUCAACAAUGAGCAUAAUGUACUUUGAAGAA
Messenger RNA from Cherax quadricarinatus, 1448 nucleotides. RefSeq names its product protein AMN1 homolog. Gene Ontology annotation, cellular component: cytoplasm. The record is from RefSeq and is a predicted model, not a curated record. NCBI's taxonomy places the organism in Eukaryota, Metazoa, Arthropoda, Malacostraca, Decapoda, Parastacidae.